AUGUCGCGCAUGUGGGUUAGCUUCAUUGUUGAUCAGGAUCCAAAUUAUUCCGAUGUGAGCAUGUACUUCAACGUUAACAUGACCAAUGUACUGGCAGUUGAACCGGAUUACUACCGCGCUGCUGGGAUUGCAUACAUUCAAGAUUGUCUUGUUCCACUGUAUGGUUCAGCAAGUGAAGAGAUACUUGCCAAUUCUCAGAUGGGUCUUCUUGAACGAGAUUAG
Messenger RNA from Penicillium malachiteum, 222 nucleotides. RefSeq lists its product as uncharacterized. Bases 1 to 222 code for a protein of 73 amino acids. The record is from RefSeq and is a predicted model, not a curated record. The transcript has 2 exons. NCBI's taxonomy places the organism in Eukaryota, Fungi, Ascomycota, Eurotiomycetes, Eurotiales, Aspergillaceae.